This is a messenger RNA of Rhinolophus ferrumequinum (greater horseshoe bat), 1806 nucleotides long. RefSeq names its product amine sulfotransferase. NCBI's taxonomy places the organism in Eukaryota, Metazoa, Chordata, Mammalia, Chiroptera, Rhinolophidae. Gene Ontology annotation, biological process: sulfation. Gene Ontology annotation, cellular component: cytoplasm. Bases 112 to 990 code for a protein of 292 amino acids. The transcript has 7 exons. The record is from RefSeq and is a predicted model, not a curated record. Gene Ontology annotation, molecular function: sulfotransferase activity.
CUCUGUAGGGAGUAUUUAUUUCUCAGCAACAACAAAUCAUUCCCUGUCAUCUACAAAUUAUAUCAGAAGUGGAUUUUGUUUCAUCAGUUGAUCUACAAACAGUGAAUAAUUAUGGACAACACAGACCAAUACUUACUGAACUUUAAAGGCUAUAAUUUUGAUUUACCUGUCGUUGAUGUUGACUUUCUAGAAAAUCUAGAAGAUUUUGAAAUUAGAGAUGAUGAUGUCUUCAUAGUCACAUAUCCCAAAUCUGGUACCAUCUGGGCUCAGCAGAUACUAAGCUUGAUAUACUUUGAGGGACAUCGUAGCAGAACUGAAAUUGUGAAAACGAUUGACAGAGUCCCCUUCUUGGAAUACAACAUACACAAAAUGGACUUUCUUGAGAGACCAUCCCCUCGCCUGUUCUGUACCCACCUCCCAUAUUAUUUAGUACCGAAAGGUCUCAAGAGCAAAAAAGCUAAGAUUAUUUACAUCUACAGAAACCCCAAGGAUGUUUUGACCUCAUACUUUCAUUUUUCAAAUUUGAUCCUUGCAAUGCAAGCUACAAAUAAUAUGGAAGAGUUUUUGGAAAAGUUUCUAGAUGGAAAAGUGGUAGGAAGCCUUUGGUUUGAUCACAUCAGAAACUGGUACAAGUACAGACACGACUUCAAUAUUCUGUUCAUGAUGUAUGAGGAAAUGAAAAUGGACCUCAGAAGUUCUGUGCUUAAAAUCAGCCAUUUUCUUGAGAAAGAACUGAGUGAAGAGGAUUUGGAAGCUGUUGUGAAGCAGGCUACAUUCACGAACAUGAAGUCGGAUCCAAAAGCAAACUAUAAUGACAUUCUACGUAAUGAAGUUGGGACAAGAUAUGACGGACAUUUUAUGCGCAAAGGUGUCAUCGGAGACUGGAAAAAUUACUUGACAGUGGAGCAAAGUGAAAGAUUUGACAGAAUAUUCCAAAGGAAGAUGAAAGAUUUUCCCUUGAAGUUCAUCUGGGAUGUAAAGAAGGAGUAGAAUCAAAGUAAAAGAAUUCUCUAAAAAUCUGCUUAACUAGAAGGCAUAUUUCAAUAUACAUAUUAAUUUGUUUUCCUGCAAAUAUUAAUUAUUAAACUUUAGCAAUAAAAUAAUGUGAACUGUGCUUAGAUUAGUUGCCAUGAGUUUGAUGAACACUAUGAAAUUUCAAAAAGUAAAAUGAUUUUAGAGAUAGUCUGCAUUGAUAGAUAUCCUGUAUGAAGCAGUGAAAAACAGGACGCAUGUAAUGUGAAUUGCAAAUGUCCUGAGUUUUCACCACUGUAUAAUUUUUUAAUCUACACUUAAAUAUAGUAUCAAGGAAACAUUAAAAAUUCUUUUAUUAUUGUAAUUAUUUUAAUUGUUUGGUUUAAUAUCAAUGUAAAUUUUGAAAUAAAUAGAGAACACAUAUGUAAGAACAUACAUCUGUUUAAUAAUGUGUAUCAGAUUACAAAAUUGACACUAAAGAUGAAAAGAUCAAAAAUACAUUAAUCAUCUAAUGGUUCAGUCAUGUAAGUAUUUGGGUGAAAAAAAUAGUGUUUAUAACAUAUCACUCACUAAACUAAUUCCACUUGUAUUUAAUUAUUAAAUGUUUAAUAUAAAAUCAUUUUGAAUGAGUAGACAAAUAUAGGUGAAUAUGUUUACAAUUCCCAAAUGGAGAAAAAGUUUCGAAGCAUAAAAGCAGUGAAAGAAACUUCAAAGAAAAAGAUAGUAAAUUUACAACCAUAAAUAUUUCAAGGCAUCGCCAUCCAUAAUAGUCAACUAACAAAAACAACUCAAUGUCCACCUGCAAUAAAAUAUAUAACGAAUUGUGGCAUUUCA